Molecule: messenger RNA, 1953 nt
Organism: Papilio xuthus (Asian swallowtail)
Lineage: Eukaryota; Metazoa; Arthropoda; Insecta; Lepidoptera; Papilionidae
Gene: msl-2
Product: male-specific lethal 2
Exons: 4
Coding region: 129-1445 (438 amino acids)
Biological process (GO): protein ubiquitination
Cellular component (GO): MSL complex
Molecular function (GO): ubiquitin protein ligase activity
Source: RefSeq, a predicted model, not a curated record
AGUGACAAUUUUAUUUAUUUGACAAAUUUGAAGCUUUUGCGGCUUUUUGCUAGUGUUUUUUGAUAUCAUAUCACAGUGUAAACAAUUUACGUUUUACAAAUGUAAGAGAUCUCCCAUUUUAAUACAAAAUGAACGCUGGAAGCUUAUACGUGUCUACUUGCCGGCUGAUAAUAUUAGCGGAUGCCGCUGACAAAAGUUCUUGGACCGAUUUAUUUCGUUUGGUCCCUUAUUUACGUCAGUCAUUGUCUUGCACAGUUUGUGGUAAUCUUCUUGUAGAACCCUGUUCUCCGAAGAACUCUAGUUGCCAGCACCAUGUUUGCAAAAAGUGCAAAGGUGGUAAAAAGAAGUUGAAACCAUCGUGCAAUUGGUGUAAAGACUAUGAAAACUAUUCCGAAAACAUGAAUUUACGAAUACUUUUGCAGUGUUAUAAGAAGUUGUGUGAAUAUUUCAUGAGUACAGAUGUAUACAAAGUUUUAUUAGAAGAGGAUGAAAUUCCUACUGGUGUAAAUGGUGGGACAGUAGCAAGUUCUGGCUUAAUCGAUUUAGUGCAGGAAGCGGCUGGUUACAAUGAUGAUUAUCAAAGUGGUGCUGCCUUAUCAAAGUCAGAAUAUAGUAUUUUACCUUGUGUUUAUACAAAUACUAUAUCAACUCAAACACAAGGAGCAUCAACAUCAAGCAGCAUGGAAGCAACAUCUAGUAAUGAACCUUCAACCUCAAAGCCAAUGUCAAACGGCACAUCACUCUAUUCUGUUAUGUAUGCUGGAACUGGCAAUAAAAUUACAAUAAAAAGAAAAGCAGUUGAAGAAUCAGAAUCGCCACCACCAGAUGAGCCUCCUCCGAAAGAGAGCAAAUCUCGUCGCGGUGAAUCAGGCUUUAAAAAACCAUCUAAUAGGUCUCGUAGUUCCGCAAGCAGCAAAAGAAAAGGUUGCCGCUGUGGUAAUGCCACCGCAACUCCGGGCAAGUUGACUUGCUGUGGCCAGAGAUGUCCCUGUUAUGUUGAAAGUAAACCCUGUACUGAAUGUAAAUGCAAGGGUUGUAGAAAUCCGCAUAGACCAGAUGGGUUAAAGGUAAGGCCACAUUUAUCUCCAGUGGACUCUUUGCAAAUGGCAUCAAGCUCCAACCCAGAUACUUCCCCAUCAUUCUCAAGCUCAAUGGACAGUAUUGACACUGACGCAAUGACUAUGGAAGAAAUGGAGGAAUCCCUCUGCUCUGAACUUAGUUCUUCUGAUACAAAAGGUUCAGUAUACUCAACCCAGUUGCCUGAAGUAUCCCCAUCUUUACCAGCCUCAAUAAUGAUGUUGGAUGAAGACCAAGACUCUGCUGAUGAUGACGAGAGUUCAGAUUACAAAUGCUCAUCGUCAAAUGAGAAUAAUGAACCCGAAGCAGUAUCACCACAAUCAGGAGACACUCAGGAUGCUUACAGUGAUGUUGAAGUGGAUGUAUGACAUGAACUUUCUAGUGAAGAUAGUCAAGAUCUGCAAGUAAGUGAGUAACCGAAAUCCAGUGCUGUACUGUUUAUCUCAGUUUGUUAUAAGUGAUUUCGUAUAUUCAGUGACAGUUUGUUAUACUGUUUUUAUUUAAGACUAGUUUUCGAUAUGCCGCAUUAAAUAUGUAUGUUAUUAUUUUUCAAUCUAUCAAAUUGUAGUGCAGGGAAAACUAUGAGAGCAGAAAUUCUCUCUGGUUUUCAUGAAUACCAAAGUUUCUCAAAACCUUUUCAGUAAUUAACCAACUAAUGUAAGAUAAUUUUUAUAACAUUAAUUCUUAACAAUAUGUAAGCUUGAUAUCUAGAAAAAAAUAAAUGUUAAAGCUUAACUAAUUAUGCAUUAAAUAGUUUAGAAACUGCGAAAUAGGGAUAAACACCGUUUGGUAGAUUAAAAAAAAAUAUUUCAUAUAGUUCCAUUGUCAUUUACAUUAAAGUAAGAUAAUGAGUAGUAUUGUAAAAUCUAGAUUGAG